Messenger RNA from Macroventuria anomochaeta, 1678 nucleotides. RefSeq lists its product as uncharacterized. The record is from RefSeq and is a predicted model, not a curated record. Bases 152 to 1465 code for a protein of 437 amino acids. The transcript has a single exon. Lineage: Eukaryota; Fungi; Ascomycota; Dothideomycetes; Pleosporales; Didymellaceae.
CGGCGCGAACCACUCUUAGACAGCGGACGACGGGAGCGCGCAGGAAACACGUGCUACCGACUCCUAUCUCACAAAUCAUGGACUUGCUUAUAUUCAGGCGGCGCCGCAUUUCAAGUGUCGCUGCUUGACCUCCAUUGACGCCUUGAGGGGCAUGCUGAGCAGCACCAGGAACAUCUACAAUCAGAUAUUUGCGGCUCCUGGGAAUUUACUGUUGAAAAAAGCACAAGGAGAGAAGCGGGACAAGGUAGAAGAGGAGUGUGGAAAGAUCGACGAUAUGUUGCUCAUUGAACCGCGAAAGCGCAGCCACGCGACCUUCAACCACGAUCAUGCAACGAGCCAUCCCGCAAGCUGGCAGUCAGAUGCAAAGGAGAUGUCAGCCAGUGUCCAAACCUCUUCCACAGAUGCAGUACACUUGAGCCUGUCGACUUCGACUGCGCGCGCGGACCACACCAGCUUCUCCAAAUCCUCAGUCGCGACCCUGAACCUAGAGCAGCUACAACAGCUCAGUGCGCUCGUCGAGGACAGGAUCCAGAUCAAGAAACGUUACAACAACACUCCGCUUCGCCGCAUCAUCGCUCGUCAGGUGUCAGGCAAUGCUUUCCAGGAGACAUCGAGGCCGGCGUCAGACACUUUCAGUCAGACCGACACACUCGUCAAUACCGAGGCCCAGGAGAUUGUCAGAGAGCCGCUGGAGGUCAGGAGGGCAAGGUUCAACAGCACACCUCUACGUCGCAUUUUGUCUCGACAGGUCUCCACUGAGACGAAGCGCGAUGUUUCGAGCAGCGCCUCUCUGUCCAAGAGCUACGAGCCUGAGCCGCUGGAGGUGCGCAAAGCGAGAUACAACAACACUCCUCUCCGCCGCAUCGUCUCACGACAAGCAUCUUCCGAGCAAGCCCAGUCUACAGAAACAUCUGACGACCGUUCGAAUUCUCCAGUAUCCUCGCGCUCGUAUGUUCCAACGCCAGUGCCGCGCAGUAACACGCCCCUGCGCCGCAUCCUCUCGCGGCAAGCAUCUGUCCAGACAGCUCCUCAGAAAGAUGACGACUCGGUAUUUGAGCGUGCAGAUUCCGUCAUCGACGCCGAGUCGCCUGUGCGGUCGCGACGUACUGCCUCACCUGCCCCACAUUCGCCUACGAUCUCGUUGAACUGCGAUUCCAGGAUCAGAGCAUACGAAGAAGCACUCUGGAAGAAGCCAACGGGUCAGAAUGCAAGUGUGCAUCUCAAUUCCGAAUCGAGGAUUCGCGCGUAUGAAGAAGCGUUGUGGGCGAAAACAGCACCACCUCGUCGUUCAGGAGCAGAAGAGAAGGACACUCAAGCAACCACCAUCACUGUUACCGAGGUAGCAGCGGAAGCGAAGAAGCCGACGCGCGUAGUCGUGGAUUCGAAGGGAAGUCCGUUGAGAAGGAUUCUGCAGAGGCAGACCAGUAGAGACUGGAGGGCGCCGGCGACGGUGCGUGUUGUGUAAGCUGUCUGUUUGUAUCUUUCAACGUCGUGUUUGUGUAUCCUUGUCCAUUCGUAGUCCUGAAUUCGAGUGAGGCGAAACGUGUCCGUAGAAUCACAUCUGUUAUACCUCAAUGUUGCGGAUUUGCGAUCGCUUAGUACUCCUUGGAGCCUCGUUUGGGGGUUUUGGAAACUACAUCUGCCAGCAGAUUUGUGUGGGUGGUGAUAGGUCUUUGCG